AAACAGUAUUCAUUAAAAUUACGACGCGAGAGUUACGAGUGUGAGGAACAGCCUCAAUUAUUUAAAAAACUUUUUAUAUUUUACAAUGUUUUCUAGGAAAUCAAGUGCCUAAAUGUUUUAGAGAUUAGUUUUUGGAUUUAGUGUAAGUGUAUUAAAUGCUUUCGAGAUGUCGAAGAAUAAAAUUGCUGCUCGUAUUGACAGCCAAAGUGUAGAAGUUAAAACUAAGUUCGAUGCGGAGUUCCGACGCUUCGCUCUAAAUCGUACGGAGAAGUUGAAAUACGAAGACUUCAAGGGUCUGAUAGAGAAGUUGCACCGGCUGCAUGAUGUCGCCUUCCUCAUCUCCUACACGGACCCUAGAGACGGUGAUCUGCUGCCGAUCAACAAUGACGAUAACCUGGCAAGAGCGCUGCUUACAGCGAGACCGCUCCUCAGGGUUAUUAUACAGAGGAAAGGGGACAGUCUCGAAGAACUCAACGGAUAUGGUACUAUGCGGCCUAGGAAUAUAAUCUCGUCAAUACUGAGUGGUACGCCGGCGAAAAACAAAGGACUCGCUAUAUCCAAUCCACAUGACUUUAGAAUGGUUUCAGCAAUCAUAGACGUAGACAUUGUACCGGAAACGUGUAGAAGAGUUAAACUGCUCAAACACGGAUCCGACAGACCUUUGGGAUUCUUUAUAAGAGACGGCACAUCGGUGCGUGUAACUCCAAAUGGCGUGGAGCGCUCCCCCGGCAUCUUUAUAUCUCGGCUGGUGCCCGGCGGACUGGCGGAGUCCACUGGCUUGCUGGGCGUCAACGAUGAGGUGCUAGAAGUUAAUGGCAUUGAUGUCUCCAAUAAGACAUUGGAUCAGGUGACAGAUAUGAUGGUAGCCAACUCUUCGAAUUUGAUAAUAACAGUCCGUCCAGCAAACCAGCGCGCUGGCCCGCCGCCGCCGGAGACCUCGCGCCACUCGCAGCACUCGCAGCACUCGCAGCCCUCCAGCGAACACGAUGAUGAUAGAUUCGAUCAAGACGAACAGGAUGAGAUAGUGGACCUGACGGCUGUGACCCUGGAGGACCAGAACCCUGAACCCUCCUUCCACAUCCCCGUCAAAGACGACGGCCAAGUACUGCAUCUCUAGUACAUACUGGACAGGUAUCGACGGGCGAGGAUACAAGCGAUUUUGGACCAAAA
Molecule: messenger RNA, 1170 nt
Organism: Papilio polytes (common Mormon)
Lineage: Eukaryota; Metazoa; Arthropoda; Insecta; Lepidoptera; Papilionidae
Gene: par-6
Product: partitioning defective protein 6
Exons: 7
Coding region: 167-1117 (316 amino acids)
Biological process (GO): centrosome cycle
Molecular function (GO): protein binding
Source: RefSeq, a predicted model, not a curated record